Messenger RNA from Salvelinus namaycush (lake trout), 1830 nucleotides. RefSeq lists its product as uncharacterized. The transcript is spliced from 8 exons. NCBI's taxonomy places the organism in Eukaryota, Metazoa, Chordata, Actinopteri, Salmoniformes, Salmonidae. Gene Ontology annotation, molecular function: transmembrane signaling receptor activity. The record is from RefSeq and is a predicted model, not a curated record. Gene Ontology annotation, biological process: cell surface receptor signaling pathway. Bases 416 to 1213 code for a protein of 265 amino acids.
CCGCGGGUCAGCAGGUUCCGGCAGGGGAGAGGAACGUCGUUGAUCUCCACCUCCGCCACCACCAGGUCAUCCUUCGCUUUCAUAGGAGGCUGGGGCUUCCCUACACCCACAACCUGGUGAUGACAAAGAUUCUUUAUGUGCCGCAUGCUAACAUUUACAACAAUAUCUCUAAAAAAGAGAGAGAUUAAGAGCGAGGGGAUUACAGAAUUUGGAGGCGAGAGAGGGACAGACAACGAAGACAGAGAGAAGCCAGAUUACAGAUUAUUUUCUUCAAUCAUGUGCGACGCUAGGGGACGCAGUGAGCAGGCCGCGUCUCACCGGAUGAUGCAGUCCUGUGACUGCCUGCUAUCAUCGUUUUCCUGCCAGCCCAGUGUUGAGUACACUGGUGGCCUAUCCAUCAUCAGAGGUUCUACUGAUGCCCACUCUGACUGUGGAGCCUUCAGGACGACAGGUGUACACUGAGGACACAGUCUCCUUGGCGUGUCAGUUACCUGGCCACUCUGGGCUGGGCUGGCAGUUCUACUGGCACAAAGACAGGCAGGACACUGGCCCUGUGGAGCAGAUGUGGGGCAGUGGUGGAGGUGGGGCGGUCUACCAACUGUGGCGUGCCUCUGUCACACACACAGGCCAGUACUGGUGCAGAGCAGGGAGAGGACAGCCAGUCUUCUACACCCAAUACAGCCAGGCAGUCUCUGUUAAUGUCAUUGAGCUCUUCACAUCAGUGACUUUGUCAGCAUCUCCUUCGACCGUGGUCAAAGAGGGCGGGGCUUUCAACCUCACCUGUGAGGCCCAGCUUAGCAACUGCAAACUGAGCCAACAUCAUGGUAACCACAGUCUACAUAGUCACCCUGAUCCUGACUGUAACUGGACCACAGUGGUUGUAACAUUCUCCUUCCUGAGGGACGGCUGGCCAGUGGCCAGGGACUCUGUCAGUGGGAUGUACAGCGUAGCGAGGGCUUCUAGCUGUCACAUGGGGACCUACAGCUGUGUGGCCAGAGCAGGCAGGGCCAGGAGGAGCAGUCAGGAGAUCAGCAUCACACUAGACAACCUGUCUCUGAUACUGGUCAACUGCUUUGGCACCUUCCUGAUCCUCUCCGUGUCUCCAUUGGCAUUUUUUGUGAGACUAUACGCGAUGAGACUGUGGCAGCUCAGAGGCAGAGGACAAGGAGAAUUGCAGUGCAAUGAGUGCAGUACAAUACAGGGACCAAAAUGAGAGGGAGGACCGGUGAGACGUGCUGUGAGAACUCAUGUAAUUCACAUGGCUGUAUUAGUGCACAGGUGUAGGAUCUUAAUUUGAUCACCCUGUUGCAUGUUUUUUACUCAAAAGUUUAAAACAGAUGUUUUAUUGUAAUCUUGCAGAUGUAUCUGGACCCAGCUGACUUGAGAAACUUUCUAUCAUUUAUUACAAAAUUGGAGAGUAGAAUAAUAAACAUAUAAUUAUUUGGAGAAUUUUGACCAAAGAAUGUUUUUGAUUUAUUUUCACCACAAUGUGGCACUCAAAUAAUACAUUGAUUCGACACUGCAACAUGCUUGUAUUGUCAAAUAGAGCCAACUCUUUUCUCAUAACAGGUUCCAUAUUUUUUAAAGAAAUAACUGCCCACCACCAGUUGAUUAAAAGUGAGUGUGAGUGAAUCUCAACAGUGUAAGGCAAGCUAUAAUAUGUUUGCCCUUAUGUUCCAUUUAUUGGUGAAUUGUUAGACCUAAAGGGUUGUAUGAUGAAUGAGCCAAGAUCUGAGAAUUGCAUUCUGUCUCCAUAUAAAUUCACAAAAAAAGAAAUGUCCCUUUUUCAGGACCCUGUCUUUCAAAGAUAAUUCUUAAAAAUCCAAAUAA